AUGCCUUCAACAAGCUUAUGCCAAGAUGAGGCGUGCCCGCCAUACAGCCUUAUGGAUGACUACAGCGAGGGAGCUCACCCACAAAUACUAGAAGCUCUCUUGCGAACAAACUCUACGCAGCAAGUCACAUACGGGAAUGAUGAAUACAGUAUCGCUGCCCGGCAGUUGAUCCGCAUCAAAAUCGACUGCACCGAAGACGAGGCCGAUAUCUUCUUCGUUCCCAGCGGAACCUCCGCAAACCUCAUUUCAAUCGCCAGCUGCCUAAGGCCUUACGAGGCCGUCAUUACCCUGGAAUCAGGCCACAUCGCCUCCAAAGAGGCAGGUGCAAUCGAAGCAACCGGCCACAAGCUCAUCCUCGUCCCUGCCGUCGAUGGCAAGAUGACGCCAGCGAACCUCCAAAAAGCAAUCCAGCAAAAUCAAUUCUUCCCCCAUAUGGCCAAGCCCCGUCUCCUUUAUAUCUCUAAUGCCUCUGAGACUGGCACUGUUUACACAAAGCGCGAGCUGAGCACUCUCUCGGCAAUCUGCAAGCAAUCGAACCUUCUACUUUUCAUGGACGGGGCACGCAUGGGCGCAGCUAUCUGCUCGAGGAAGAAUGACCUCACCCUGCGUGAGAUCUUCGAUAUGACUGAUAUCUUCUGGAUCGGCGGUACCAAAGCCGGUGCUCUGAUGGGAGAAGCUAUCGUCGUCAAGAAGCAGCUGGCUGACGGCUUCAUCUUCCACCUUAAGCAGCACGGCGCUUUGUUGGCAAAGGGUCGGAUCCUCGGAGUUCAGUUCACGGAGCUCUUCCGAUCUGACUUGUUCUUUGAGCUCGCUACGCAUGCCAAUCAGAUGGCGCAGAAGAUCUCGAGUAACUUUGAGAAGUUGGGAUAUAAGUUGGCUGCGGAGACGGAGACAAACCAGGUGUUUGUGAUACUUCCCCAGCAAUUGGUUCGGAGACUGCAGGACAGAUUCCGGUUUUAUGUUUGGGAGCAGCGUGAUGAUGGGAACUCUGUAAUUCGGCUUGUGACGUCUUGGGCUACGGAUGAUCUGGAGAUCGAUAAGUUCAAUGCGUGGGUGCAACAGUGGACACUGGACACAAUUGCUUAG
Messenger RNA from Penicillium bovifimosum, 1086 nucleotides. RefSeq names its product threonine aldolase family protein. Bases 1 to 1086 code for a protein of 361 amino acids. The record is from RefSeq and is a predicted model, not a curated record. Gene Ontology annotation, molecular function: L-allo-threonine aldolase activity. Gene Ontology annotation, cellular component: cytosol. NCBI's taxonomy places the organism in Eukaryota, Fungi, Ascomycota, Eurotiomycetes, Eurotiales, Aspergillaceae. The transcript has a single exon. Gene Ontology annotation, biological process: glycine biosynthetic process; L-threonine catabolic process.